ACCGCACAUUCAAAACUCGACCAAAGCCUCCUUACAACUUCCCAACUCAACAAAUCUUUCCCACUUCCAAGUUCCAACUUCGAAAAUGUCGACGAUGACGAUGAUGAUGGCAGCCAAAGCCACUUCGCUUCAAAACUUUAACUUGAAAGCUUCCACAUUUCGGUCAAGGAUGAGCAAGUCGUCUAAUCCAACGGUCAGAAUGCAGACGCGGAUUCACCGUCUGAUUGAGGAUCAAGGCAUCGUCCUAAUGCCUGGCUGCUACGACGCUCUCUCGGCUGCCAUAGUCCAGCAGUCUGGUUUCAGUGCUGGGUUCAUCUCUGGUUAUGCUCUCUCCGCCUCCCUCCUUGGCAAACCCGACUUUGGAUUGCUAACGCCACCGGAAAUGGCGGCGACGGCGAGGACGGUUUGUGCAGCGGCUCCGAUGAUACCGAUAAUUGCAGAUGCUGAUACUGGUGGUGGCAAUGCUCUAAACGUCCAGAGGACUAUCAAGGAUUUAAUUGCAGCAGGUGCUGCUGGUUGCUUUCUUGAGGAUCAAGCAUGGCCAAAGAAGUGUGGGCAUAUGCGUGGCAAACAGGUUAUUGCUGCAGAGGAGCAUGCUGCCAAAAUUGCAUCUGCAAGGGAUGCCAUUGGAAAUUCUGACUUUUUCCUUGUGGCUAGAACUGAUGCGCGUGCUACAUCAGCAAAAACUGGUCUUUCUGAUGCCAUCUCAAGAGCUAAUCUUUAUAUGGAGGCAGGAGCAGAUGCUUGUUUUGUGGAGGCACCAAGGAGUGAUGAUGAGCUUAAGGAGAUUGGACGCCUUACAAAAGGGUACAGAGUUUGUAAUAUGAUUGAAGGUGGAGUCACACCCUUGCACACACCUGAGGAGUUGAAAGCAAUGGGCUUUCAUUUGAUCGUGCAUCCACUAACUACCCUCUAUGCAUCAGCUCGUGCAUUGGUAGAUGUUCUUAAGACCCUGAAGGACAAUGGAACUACUAGAGAUCACCUUCAAAAGAUGGCUACCUUUGAAGAAUUUAAUCAACUGGUCAAGUUGGAAUCUUGGUUUGAACUUGAAGCACGCUAUUCAAGUCUGAAGAAUGUUAUCUAGGAAUUCCUUUUUACCAAGAAAGGGGAUCAUGUGAGUUUUCAAAACUUGAAUUCAUAAUUCUCUGGAGAACUGAUGAAAAUCCAAGUGCUUUAGAAUCAGAACAAUCCAGCCUGUUAUCGAACAGAUGCUUCUUGUUGAUGAUCUGGAUGAAUGUUGCUGUAUUUCUAGUACAAUUCCAGGCUAGCUGUUUAGACCUGGCAAUCUUGCUCAUAUCAUUUAGAUUGUCUUCUUCAGGUACCUUACCAUUUGCUUCAUAACUACUUACUCUCUGUCAAAAUGGCUUACAGAGCAAUAGCUGAUAUAGCUAAAGCGCAAGGUGAUAGAAUCGUAUAAAAUAUUUUCAGAGCUCUAGGUUUAGGGUCCCUGAAAAUCUUGUACUAUUUGGUCAUUUGCCUUGUUAAUUGAUAUUUUCAAAUUUAUGCUUUCCAAAACCUUGGGAAUACCAUCAUUUGCCACGUUUUCUUCAGGCAAUUAGUUUUCUAGUGUAUGAAAGGGUAUAAGUCAGCUGUUUAGACAGAAGACACUUUUUCUUCCCUCCGUACUUGCAAAAUAAAAUAACCACCUUCAAUUAUAAGGAAUUGCUUACUAGAUUUCAUCAAAUUUAGGUUUUUAGGAGAGAAAACUCAAAGGGGAUGCUUUCAUGCUUCUAUAAUUUGCCUGGAACUGCUCUCUUGCCAUUUAGCCUUAGCCCAAUACUCUCCAACAAUUUCAAUGACAGUUGGCGGGAAAAACUGGCCGAGGGACUAAAUUUCUUCAUAUGCAACACUGCUGGCUGGCCACUGUGAGACUAGAAUGAAGAUUGCCAUAAAUGCAGUGCAUUCGCCUACUAUCUUCUUGAGAAUUACUAGUUAAAAGUAUUACUGUGCUUUGGUUUUUCUAGCUAGCGAGAAUACGAGUAGAAAAUUAUUAACAAAAAAAAAAUUGUUCCAUAAUCCAUUAUUGUCACGUUGUUAAGGCUCAGUUUAGCAUUAUUAUU
Durio zibethinus is the source of this 2060-nucleotide messenger RNA. Its product is annotated as carboxyvinyl-carboxyphosphonate phosphorylmutase, chloroplastic-like. The record is from RefSeq and is a predicted model, not a curated record. Gene Ontology annotation, molecular function: catalytic activity. NCBI's taxonomy places the organism in Eukaryota, Viridiplantae, Streptophyta, Magnoliopsida, Malvales, Malvaceae.